CAACCUUUCUAGUUGGUUUGCUGCAAUUUAGGUUAUUGAAGGUGCUGUGAGUGACACUAGCCAGAAAACAAAUCUAAGAACGACUAGCCAAGUUACCAUGAAGUCCGCCUGCCUGAUCAUUCUGGCAUCUCUAGUGGUCUGCAACCUGACAUUGGCUCGAGGACAGGGCAUCCCCGCCGAGGAGGAGACGGGGGACCGGCAGACUAUAGACGAUAUCAUCCUACAGAGAGCCGAGAGCCUCCUGCUCCGCUCCAUUCUCAAAAAUAUAGAGGAUGAGGAUGGCGCGAACGAGGGAUUGACCUCUCAGCCAGAGUGGCUGGUGAAGCGGCAGCAUCCCGGUAAGAGGUACCAGGAGGAGCUGGAAAAAAGGCAACACCCUGGAAAGCGAGAGGAGGACGAGGACGAAGACUAUGGUGAGGUUCAGAAAAGACAGCACCCGGGAAAACGCGAAGACGAAUUUGACUCUUUUGUGGAGCUGCAGAGAAGACAGCAUCCAGGCAAGCGUUUAAUGCUGGAGCAGAUUACAGAGAACCCCGCAUUUCUAAGUGAACUCUCCAAACGUCAGCACCCGGGCAAGCGCUACAUGAUGUACUACAGCAAGCGCCAGCAUCCCGGCAGGCGAGAGGUGGACGAAGAGUCAGACGCAGGGGACCUCAAGGAGUUGGAGAAGCGCCAACACCCCGGCAAACGCUACUUGGAUAACACGAGCCCGGAUUUGGGCGCAAACAGUCCCUGUGACGUGCUGGACCCUGGCUGCAGUAAGGCCAACCUGUUGCUCCAGCUAUUAGACAACGUGAACAAGAGUCGCGAGGAGAAGAGACAGCACCCAGGCAAAAGGUCCGCACCUGUCGAGGAUUUGACGGAACAGGAGUAACAAGCGGGGCUGAUGAAGCCCAUGUGGGGAAGAAAUAAAGACUAAAGCGACGGGAUUAGCUAUUGGCUCUGCAGUCUGUCUGUCUGUAUCCAACUGAGGACGCAGGCUCGGAAUCUGCUCUCUUCUGUCUGACCUUGAAUUGAAUAGGCUAAGUGUAAUUUUCAGAGUUAUAUAAAACAAAUGUGUUAUAUACGACAUAUUGACCUGUAGUUUGUUUUAUGAUUUAGGCCUAAUGCGUUCGAUGUAAAAUAUAAGUGGAUAUACACUUGCAAAAUGGAUAUACACUUGCAAAAACCUGC
This is a messenger RNA of Salmo salar (Atlantic salmon), 1173 nucleotides long. RefSeq names its product thyrotropin-releasing hormone (gene trh). Gene Ontology annotation, molecular function: thyrotropin-releasing hormone activity. Gene Ontology annotation, cellular component: extracellular region; secretory granule. Gene Ontology annotation, biological process: positive regulation of insulin secretion; negative regulation of glutamate secretion; histamine metabolic process. Lineage: Eukaryota; Metazoa; Chordata; Actinopteri; Salmoniformes; Salmonidae. The record is from RefSeq and is marked provisional.